Nicotiana tabacum (common tobacco) is the source of this 1110-nucleotide messenger RNA. RefSeq names its product vacuolar protein sorting-associated protein 60.1. The record is from RefSeq and is a predicted model, not a curated record. Gene Ontology annotation, cellular component: multivesicular body. Gene Ontology annotation, biological process: late endosome to vacuole transport via multivesicular body sorting pathway; vesicle budding from membrane. Lineage: Eukaryota; Viridiplantae; Streptophyta; Magnoliopsida; Solanales; Solanaceae.
UUGACAACGACUCAAACUGAUUUUCUCUGAAACUUCGUCCCAGAAACUUCUUCAGCUAAGUCAUCGAAUCCCGCGUAAGUACAAAUUCAUCUUCCUCCUCCCAAUUCUGCAAUUUCUCUCUCCCGUUCUUACAUACACGUUUCUCUACUCAAUCUCCCAUUUCGCAAUUCAAUCGAAAACCCUAAAUCUCAUCACAGCAUAGCCGCCGACGAAGGAGAAGAAGUUUGUAGAAAGAUGAGGAGAGUUUUCGGUGUUAAGAAACAAACAGAACCUCCUCCCUCCAUUCAAGACGCUUCCGAUCGGAUCAAUAAAAGAGGUGACACCGUAGAGGAGAAAAUCAAGAAGCUUGAUGCUGAACUUGCGAGAUACAAGGAACAGCUGAAGAAGACCCGGCCAGGUCCAGCUCAGGAAGCUGUAAAAGCUCGAGCAAUGAGGGUAUUGAAGCAGAAAAGAAUGUAUGAAGGUCAACGUGACAUGCUCUACAAUCAGACAUACAACCUAGAUCAAGUUUCAUUUGCUGCUGAAGGAAUCAAAGAUGCUCAGCAAACAAUGUCAGCUUUGAAGUCGGCAAACAAGGAAUUGAAAGGAAUGAUGAAGACAGUGAAGAUUAAUGAUAUAGAUAACCUGCAAGAUGAAAUGAUGGACCUGAUGGAUGUGAGCAAUGAAAUUCAAGAGACUCUUGGUAGAAGCUACAGCGUGCCAGAUGACAUUGAUGAAGAAGAACUCAUGGGUGAGCUUGAUGCUCUGGAAGCCGACAUGGACACAGAAGGCGAAGGUGUCCCUUCAUAUCUUCAACCUGAGCCCGAUUUGGAUGCAGAGCUUAGCCUACCAUCAGCACCAACCGGGCAUGCACCCAUGCCAGCUGGGAGAGCUAACCCGCAGGCUGAUGAUGAACUAGGAUUACCUGCUGUCCCUCGCGCAUCCAUUCGUGGUUAAAUAAAGGAGUGGUAUACUGUUGAUAACUUCUUUGGGAUUACUCUUUGUUUGUUGGGAAAAUCCCGGUGUAAACAUAGUGUGCAGAAUAUAUUUCAUUGCCAUUUCCAAAUGACUAGUGGUGAUUCAUUGUAAUAAUGAACAAAAUACUUGAUUGUAUUAUGCAAUUCAGUAUCU